Messenger RNA from Hyalella azteca, 1820 nucleotides. RefSeq lists its product as uncharacterized. The record is from RefSeq and is a predicted model, not a curated record. Lineage: Eukaryota; Metazoa; Arthropoda; Malacostraca; Amphipoda; Hyalellidae. The coding region runs from base 107 to 1723 and encodes 538 amino acids. The transcript has 7 exons.
ACGCAAAUCAAGUGACGUCACGCAUACGAGUGCCACUGAGCAGGCCCUGCCGCUGGAAACCAGUAGUGACGUCACUCGGUCACCCAAAGGUGUGGGUGGGAAAUCCAUGAAUGAAAAUUUGGCAGCGUUGUUCGGACCACCGCACCCAGCCAGGCUUUUGCCGCUCGGCAAGUGCAACCUGCACGGCCUCUCUCUUCAGGUUGGAUGCAGGGGCAACUUGAUCACCAUCUGCACUCGCAACUUCCCACCAGACUCUGUUAAAGUUUGGAUCGAAGGGGGCGAAGGAUCAGCAGUGAUCUCUCACCAAAAUCCUGUGGCGUACGGUCAGCUGAUAGUUGCGACAAAGGCCGCCGCCACGAGGGCGGUGGGCGCCGCCGUGAAGGUGCCGCGCUGGCGGGUGGCGGGCGAAGUGGACGACGCGGCGGCUGAUGUCGGUUGUCCAGACUGCGUACGGAACGCACCCGUUCUCAUACUCAAGUUUCCUAUCUUAAUUUCCCGUCCAAUNGACUCACACCCGUUAACUUUUUUCAUCCUCACCAACCCUCUGCCAGGCGACGGGACUGAAAUCUUCCAAGGGACGCCAGUCGAGCUCGGCGAGCAGCUGUUGCUGCGCGUGGCCGCCGAGGCCGACUUGACGAGAGCGAGCGCGGCUGCUAAACUUGCCAAGCUUCGGGGGCCUGAGGCCCACGCCCCGGCGGUAGACAUGCACCUCAUCAGGUGUUGGGUGGGCGACGAGAACCACGAGAGGGCGCUGCUGCUUCAGAAUGGCUGCAGCGUUGUAGAUAUAUUGGGAAACUUCACGGAGACGGUCAACAAUGCGUCAAAGUUGCUGGCAUUGUACGACUCUUUUGAUAUAGGAUCUUCCUCGCGUGAAAAUCUGAAGCAGUUACACGUCGAAAAUGAGAAUGGAAAAGAACGUCCCGUAGAAAAUGGAGCUUUUUCAGGGGAUACCAAGCAUUCGAACCGCUCGAUGACGAAUGGCGUUGUGCAAUCAGCGCCACUCGUGGCUUUCGUUAUGGAUGUUUCUGACACGAUAAUCGACAUCUCGUGUAAGAUAAAGAUUUGCGUGGGCGAGUGUCUCGAAAUCUCACCCUGCGUCGAAAGUUCCAUCAACUUGGACAGAGGACAGCGACCUCGCUCUCCCGUCAUCAGCUUCGUGCGCUCCCUCACCGUCAGCAUGACACCCAACACAGGUGUUCAGGCCGACCGAGAGGAUGCGCUCACCAAAAGCGCGCAACCCUCAAGAGGAGAUCGCAAUGUAAGAUCAGUUUCUAGUUUUGAAAUAGAUUCUUCAUCUCCAUCAUCGGUUCAUGAUGAAGAAGUGAAACACUUAGAUUCACUAGCUUCUUUGAAAAUGGGCAACCCACAUAUAGCAGUGGAUGAAACCAAGGCAAGCGCCACUGCACAAGACCUGCCGGCUGGUGGAGAGAGCUACUCAAAAGACUCCUGGUUGAGUAUAUCAGACCCAAACAUUAUAGACCCUCACCCCAAGAUAAACAGCUGUGUUCCAUGGUGGUUAUUCUACGUGUCCAUAACCGGCCUAACUUUACUAUACAUCGUGGCUCUGGUGUGCUGUCUUUACUUCGUCACGAACGAUCAGCAGCAGCGCAGAGUUCGGCACCGGGAAGAGGUCAUGCAAACACCGACGCGUCCUUAUUAUGUUGAUCAAUGCUCAGCUAGGAAGCGAACUCCGCCAACCAUAAAUGAGCCUUACCUCUAUUAGACCUCAAUAAACAAGCUGUGAGAGUAUUGCAGCUAUGCACAGUAUAAAUGACAAUAAAAUACUCUUGAGCGCCGAGCUUUCAGAGCUUUUCGACAAA